Aspergillus nidulans FGSC A4 is the source of this 3810-nucleotide messenger RNA. RefSeq names its product GTPase-activating protein BUD2. The record is from RefSeq and is a predicted model, not a curated record. The transcript has 2 exons. NCBI's taxonomy places the organism in Eukaryota, Fungi, Ascomycota, Eurotiomycetes, Eurotiales, Aspergillaceae. The coding region runs from base 1 to 3810 and encodes 1269 amino acids.
AUGGAGUCGGAGAGCUCGAACGGGUACAAGCGGAACUCAAUGCACCAGGGAGCUUACAGCCGUCCGGUGGAACGUAGGCCGAGCAAGAAGUCGUCCUCCAAAGACCGCCACGGCAUGGUAUACCCGGACAGCUUCAGGGAAACAACCAUUCGGACCGUGACCCCUGACUCCUCGGAAGCUGGGAACAAUUCGCCUGUAUCGGAGACGGAGCCUCUUCCUUCCAGUGCUGCACCUUCACCGCGUACCGCCGCUCGAAUAAGAGGCCCUGAGCGAGAAUCUCGACGCGACUAUAACCUGUAUUACUCCACAGGGGAUGAAGAUGACACACAUUUGGAACUGAGGAGCCAGCGGGCCCGAUCCCGCACUACAACCCUGGACGACCAACGAAGCGAUAUAUCGUCAAGUUCCUUUCUUGCUCGUACGCGAAAUCGCCUGGGCUCUAUCAACACAACUCCUCAGCCUAAGAAUGCGGAGGAUCAAUCGGCAUCUUCUAUCGGUUUCCCGUCUAUACAAUCUCCCGUAUUCUCUCCCCGAACCCCCAGCCGUCCACGGUUGAGCAGGUCUCCUGGAAGCUCGGGAUUAGAGUCUUCGUCUUUGUUAAAUACGGAUAGCUCCAAAAUAUUGCAGCUUAUGAAGACCACAUGCGGAAGAAUGCAUGGCAUUCUCUCUUUCCGAACAUCAUCCACCACUGCUUGGUCUUCAGGUUACUGUGCUAUCAAUGUCGCAAUGGGCAGUCUGAUUUACCAAGCGAAAGGCGAGCCAGCUCUGGCAAAGACGCUGAUCCCGGACUUACGUGGUUGCCAAGUUCGUUCUCUUGUGGAUCCAGAAACGCGAACGAAUUAUCUCAGUGUUUCUACCUUCACAUCAGGUCUUGGAGUUGAAUUGCGACCUCACGUGAGUGAGACAUUCGACUCCUGGCUCGCGGCCCUACUAUGCUGGCAGCCAAUACGCCCCAAGGGCGUGCAAAAUAAGAUGACGAAGCCGCAGUCUGUUACGAUGAUCGACCGUCGCGUGGUUGACCGUCGGAGGAACUCUGAAAGUACUGUUCAAAAAGACGCCGCCAUCAUAAAAGUAGGGAAAAUGCUUCUUUGGGAUAGGCCUAGUGCCUCAGGUGUUCGACCGUCUUCUGGUCGUCGGAUCUCAACUUUCCGGCAGCAGCGCGCUCUAUCCUCGUCCUGGCAAAAGGUGAGCUGCACGCUGCAGGAGAAUGGCGCUUUUCGACUUUUCACCGAGUCCGACAUCACGCUCGUGACCUGCAUCCAAUUGUCUCAGCUGUCACGCUGCGCAAUCCAGAAAUUAGAAUCUUCUGUCUUGGAAGAUGAAUUUUGCAUAGCGAUAUACCCGCAAUACGCAGUGCAUUCUGUGUCCGGAUUGACCCGCCCGCUUUAUCUCGCGUUAGAGUCUCGAGUACUCUUCGAAGUGUGGUUUGUGCUGCUGCGGGCCUUUACCACACCGGAACUGUAUGGCCCGGCGAAUCCGCCCGAGGAUGACACUGUAAAGACACCAGGCUCAGUUGACUCUGGCAAUGCCAACACAACAUCCCUUACCGAUAUGUUCCGAAUCGAGAGGAUGCUAACCGUCAAGGUAACUGAAGCGAAGAUGUUCGGUAAUAAAGGCGUCGAUGAGACGCCUAGGAGUCGUAAACAGUCGCGGUCUCACUUUAAUGCGGCCGCGGCAUCCGCAACCAACGAUUACUACACGGAGGUCCUUCUAGAUGGCGAGAUUCGGGCGAGAACGGCUGUAAAGUACCGUACAUCCAAUCCCUUCUGGCGAGAAGAGUUUACUUUCAACGAUCUUCCGCCGGUUCUGUCUCAGGUUUCCAUAAUGGUGAAAACUCUCAACCCAGCACAACGUGAUUGGUCGUUAGUGGCGCAUGGUACAUAUGCUUUGAGCCAGGACACAAAUCCAACGCGUCUAUUGGAUGAUGUUGAGGUAUCUUCUCAAGACGCCAUGUGUGGAAGGGUGGAUAUCCGACUCGACGACCUAGAACCAGGUACGGAAACCGAAAAGUGGUGGCCGAUUCUGGACGAUAGAGAUCAAUGUGUCGGCGAGAUGUUGAUGAAAGCUCGGAUGGAGGAGACAGUUGUGCUCAUGUCUCAGGAGUACGCACCAAUGUCCGAAAUUCUCCACUCGUUUGGUAACGGCCUCACUGUCAACAUGGCUCAGAUUAUGUCUUCGGAAUUGAAUCAGCUGUCUGAAGCACUUAUAAAUAUUUAUCAAGUGUCAGGGUCGACGGUCGAAUGGAUAUCCGCGCUCGUUGAAGAUGAGAUUGAUGGUAUUCACAAGGAGUCCACGGCCAACAGACUUCGGUAUACAUCGCGGCUCCAUUCCAACGACACCAGAGAGCACGGUCAAGAUAGAGAGGUCCUAGUUCGCGAUCUAGGACGCACUGCAACCCUAGAAGCAAAUCUCCUUUUCCGAGGAAACUCGCUUCUCACCAAAGCUCUUGAUUUCCACAUGCGUCGGCUGGGCAAGGAAUACCUAGAAGAAACGAUUGGUGAACGUCUUUACGAAAUCGAUGAAACCGAUCCUGAAUGCGAAGUUGAUCCGUCUCGGAUACAUCGGGCAGACGAUCUCGAGCGCAACUGGAAAAAUCUGGUCAGCCUUACUACGAGUGUUUGGAAGUCCAUAGCUAGUUCAGCCUCACGAUGCCCGGCGGAGUUAAGACUUAUUUUUCGACACAUUCGAGCUUGUGCUGAUGACCGUUAUGGCGAUUUCCUCCGCUCAGUCACGUACAGCAGUGUAUCUGGAUUCCUCUUCUUGCGGUUCUUUUGUCCGGCAAUCCUGAAUCCGAAACUGUUCGGACUGUUGAAAGAUCAUCCCCGACCGCGCGCCCAACGCACCCUAACACUGAUUGCCAAAGCCCUACAGGGCCUAGCCAACAUGACAACAUUCGGAAGCAAAGAGCCGUGGAUGGAGCCGAUGAACAAAUUCCUUAACAGCAACCGGAAUGAGUUCAAGACAUUUGUCGACUCCAUUUGUGCAAUCCCGGCCGAUCGCCCGACUCCCAUCGUCACGCCAUCCUAUGCCACUCCCAUCCAGAUUCUCGGUCGUCUUCCGCCACCGUCGCGCGAGGGAUUCCCCAGCCUUCCUUUCCUGAUCGACCAUGCACGAAGCUUCGCCAAUCUGAUCAGAAUAUGGCUAGAAGUUGCGCCAGGCAGACUUUCACAACUGGAAGAAUUAGACCCUGCAGUUAUGAAAUUCCAUGAGAUUGCUAUCCGCUUACAACAGAGAACUAAAGAAUGCUUAAGCAGGGCGGAGUUGGCGGAGCGUCCCAGCGGCAACCUCGAAGUUAAGUGGGAAGAAUUGGUUGAUUCUCUGGAGCGUUCUGUGACACUUUACGAAGAAAGCUCAUCCAAACCUGCUACUCCGGCCGCGGCGCCUUCUUCAGCGCCCAUCUCCGAAACCGUUGUGCCAUCAGCGGCGUCUUUUACCGGAAGCCACCGCAACUCCAUCGGAUACUUUGCCUCUCGGCCGUCCCUCCCGCGGCGUUCAACUGAUUAUGCUCCUGAAGCCGAUGAGGAGACCCCUCCGAGUUCCUCUUCUGCCACUUGGGACCAGAGCCGAGUACCUUUUUCAAUACCAAGGUGGUCUGAACCUCGGGAUAGCACGGGGAGCUCAAAAAACUCUUCAACAUAUUCACUUGAAUUUCCCGAUGCUGCCAAGUCCCGUAGGUCUAGUAUGACUAGGGAGACAACGAGUAAAUACCGGAAUUUCUUCGAUUUCGUGCCUGCACCCUCCAGGCGCAAGGGCAAAGACCGCGAUGCCAACCAGCAGCAGUCACGCGAAGAGCUACGGAAUGAAUUCUGA